Molecule: messenger RNA, 453 nt
Organism: Helianthus annuus (common sunflower)
Lineage: Eukaryota; Viridiplantae; Streptophyta; Magnoliopsida; Asterales; Asteraceae
Exons: 1
Coding region: 175-414 (79 amino acids)
Biological process (GO): negative regulation of cell population proliferation
Source: RefSeq, a predicted model, not a curated record
UCCAACCAUAAAUUUGACUCCAUAAAAACCUAUGACCACCAUUGCCAUAAAAAACCCUACCCUUUUCCUCUCCUUGCUCUCUCUUAUCUUUUAUAUGUAUAUCUAUAUAUACAAAGAGAGAAAGCUAGAGAGAGAGAGCCUUAGCAAACAAGCUCCUGAGGGUACAUUUUAAAAAUGGAAGUGGAGGAAAGUAUCAGUAGCAGCCCCGACAGAAACAACAAGAAAAAUGGCUGCAAUGGUGGCGCCGGCAGCAGCUGUGGCGGUGGCGGUGGCGGUGAUGGGCACGUGCAAGACACGUGCAACAGAACAUUUGGAGAGAAGUGUCGUCAUAUAGCGAAGAAACAAAGAGCUAAAUUCUACAUAGUAAGGCGUUGUAUAGCUAUGCUUGUAUGUUGGCAUGACAAAGAAAAAUAACACCCUCUUCUUCUUCUUUUUUUCUUCUUCCUCUCUCUC